This is a messenger RNA of Cicer arietinum (chickpea), 4650 nucleotides long. RefSeq names its product auxin response factor 6 (gene ARF6). The record is from RefSeq and is a predicted model, not a curated record. Gene Ontology annotation, molecular function: DNA binding. Gene Ontology annotation, cellular component: nucleus. Gene Ontology annotation, biological process: regulation of DNA-templated transcription; response to hormone. Lineage: Eukaryota; Viridiplantae; Streptophyta; Magnoliopsida; Fabales; Fabaceae.
UGUCUGUGAUUGAUUGCUUCACUUCAUCUUAUAUAUAAUUUUCAUGUCGGCUUGUUCACAUAAAGCAAAAGAAAUAUAAAAAGAUAAAAAUAAAAAAUAAAAAAUAAAAAAGUUGUCUUCCUUUUGUUCAGUCUCUCUCUGAUUUCCCGGCGACAAUUCAGUUUCCUCAGCUUUGGUCCUUGAGACAUCAUCCUGCUCCUACCUUAAUCCUCACAAAAACUGUUCUAAGUUCCCCAUUUUCUACUUUUUUCUUCCCAUUUUUGGUUGGUUACUUCUCUUUGUGGUUUUUGUCUUAAUGGGGUUGUUUUAUUGAUGUUUCUGCUCAAUAUGGUUCCUUCAAGAUUUUGGCUACUUGGGCACCCUCAACUUCACUUGUUUUAGUUGCAAAGUUUUGAUUUUUGGGCAUUUAUUUGAGUUUUUGAUUCUUACACCAAAAGAAGGAUUUUUUUUUCUUCAUAUGUUAUGACUUGAAGUUUUGUGUGGAAGAUUCAGCAUUCAAACUUGAGCUGUGAGCAAUUGAAGAUUGCUGAAAGUGGUUGCUUUUUUAUGUUGAGUUUCUCCUAGUUCUUGAAUUUGGAGUUGAACAAAAAAAAUGAAGCAGUGGCAUUUUCUGGGGUGAAAAAGGUGAACUUUUUUUUGUUGUUGAUGAUUCUGCUAUGUUAUUGAAUAGCUUUGUGGUAGGAAUCAAAGGGUGUUUUUUAUUCUUCAUCUACUCGUGUGGAAGUGGUGCUGCUAUUUUUGGAGGAUUGUGUUGUUAUUGUGGAAUGAAUACUUGAGGAACAAGGUUAAAUCUUGUUGCUAGGAAAAAGAGAAAUAGUUGAACUUGUUUUGAAGGGUCAUCAUCUAAUUUUUAGGUCAUAAUAAUGAAGGCUCCUUCUAAUGGUUACUUGCCUAAUUCUGGUGAAGGCGAAAGGAAGACCAUCAAUACUGAGUUAUGGCAUGCUUGUGCCGGACCAUUGGUCUCUAUGCCUCCUGUUGGAAGUCUUGUUGUUUACUUUCCUCAAGGACACAGUGAACAAGUUGCAGCAUCCAUGCAAAAGGAGGCGGAUUUCAUACCAAGUUACCCUAACCUUCCAUCCAAGUUGAUUUGCAUGCUUCACAAUGUUGCCCUGCAUGCCGACCCUGAAACUGACGAGGUCUAUGCACAAAUGACCCUCCAACCUGUAAAUAAAUAUGACAAGGAAGCAAUGCUGGCUUCAGACAUGGGUCUCAAACAAAACCAACAACCUACUGAAUUCUUUUGCAAAACUCUGACAGCUAGUGACACUAGCACUCACGGGGGAUUUUCAGUGCCUCGUAGAGCUGCCGAGAAAAUAUUCCCACCUCUGGACUUUUCAAUGCAACCGCCAGCUCAGGAAAUAGUUGCCAAAGAUUUGCAUGACGCCACAUGGACGUUUAGACAUAUUUAUCGCGGACAACCAAAGAGGCAUCUAUUGACUACUGGUUGGAGCGUCUUUGUUAGUACAAAGAGACUCUUUGCUGGAGAUUCGGUUCUUUUUAUCAGAGAUGAAAAGCAGCAACUUCUUUUAGGAAUAAAGAGAUCUAGUCGACAGCAACCAGCACUAUCUUCGUCAGUAAUAUCCAGUGACAGCAUGCAUAUUGGAAUUCUUGCUGCCGCGGCUCAUGCUGCUUCGAAUAACAGUCCAUUUACUAUAUUUUAUAAUCCGAGGACCAGCCCCUGUGAAUUUGUGAUUCCUUUGGCCAAGUAUAAUAAAGCACUGUACACUCAUGUUUCGCUUGGAAUGAGAUUCAGAAUGAUGUUUGAGACUGAGGAGUCUGGAGUACGCAGAUAUAUGGGCACAAUCACUGGUAUCAGUGACUUGGAUCCAGUUAGAUGGAAAAAUUCGCAAUGGCGAAAUCUUCAGGUUGGAUGGGAUGAAUCAACAGCAGGCGAGCGCCCAAGCAGAGUUUCUAUUUGGGAGAUUGAACCAGUUGUAACUCCUUUCUAUAUUUGCCCACCUCCAUUUUUUAGGCCGAAGUUCCCGAAGCAACCGGGAAUGCCAGAAGAUGAGUCUGAAAUAGAAAAUGCUUUCAAGAGAGCUAUGCCGUGGCUUGGAGAUGAACUUGGCAUGAAGGAUGCAUCAAGUUCAAUCUUCCCUGGUUUGAGUUUAGUACAAUGGAUGAGCAUGCAACAGAACAAUAAUCAGUUUUCUUCUCCUCAGUCAGGGCUUUUACCUCCAUCAAUGCUUUCGUCAAAUUCACUGCACGGCAACCUAAACACUGAUGAUCCAUCGAAGAUAUUGAACUUUCAAGCUCCAAGUCUUCAAUUUAACAAACCUAAUUUACCAAAUCAAGUCAAUCAAUUGCAACAUUCGCCGAACUCAUGGUCUCAGCAACAGCAACAGCAACAGAGGCUGCAGUCGUUGUUACAAACGCCGCUAAACCAGCUGCAGCAACAACAGCAGCAGCAGCAGAGGCAACAGCAGCUGCCUGGAAUGCAAAACCUUCCGCAGCCACAGCAACAGCCCCAACAGACUCAACAGAAUGCGCAGCAGCCUCAACAACAGCAACAGCAUCAACAACAACAACAACAGCCGAGUCAAAAUGCGAAUAUGAAUAACGGGACAGUUGCUUCUAACCAGAUUCCAAAUCAGUGUGUACAGCAACCAGUAACCUACUCGCAGCUUCAGCAACAGUUACUCUCGACAAGUAUCCCGACCCAACAAAAUUUUCAGUCAGUUAGCAAGAGUCCAUUGCUGAUGACAUCGUUACCGCAAGACUCACAAUUUCAGCAACAGAUGGACCAACAAGCUAGCCUCUUACAGAGGCAGCAGCAGCAACAACAGAAUCAGUUGCAACAAUCUUCGUUACAUUUAUUGCAACAAAGCCUAUUGCAAAGGGCGCCGCAGCAACCACAAAUGAAUCAAAUUUCACAGCAAAACAUCUCAGAACAGCAACAACCACAGAUGCAGUUGCUGCAGAAGUUGCAACAACAACAACAGCAGCAGCAGCAACAACAGCAGCAACCGCUUUCCACGUCUUGUGCGCUUUUGCAGUCUCAGCUUAUGCAGCAGCAAAAUACUCACCAGCAAUUGCCGCAGCUGCCUCUGUCGCAGCAUCAGCCUCAACAGCUUGGCAACAACGCAUUGUCAAUGGAGAAGCUUCUGAACAACAAUUACUCUUCCCCAGGUCUCAUGCAUCCACAGCAGCUUCCUGUGAACCAUCCGCAGAAUACACAAAAAUCACCAACUAAUACUCGAGCUCCCUCUGCUUUCACCGAUGGAGAUGCCCCGUCUUGCUCAACUUCUCCGUCUACUAAUAACUGUCAAACAUCGCCUCCAAACCUCCUGAAAAGAAAUCAACCAGACACAUUUGGAGGGCCUUCGAUAGUCGAAACCACCAAUAAUCUUAUGCAGGAGCAUCAAAGCAAGUCUGACACGCAGAUCAAACACGAAUUGCACAGUGUAAAAGGACCUGACAAGCAAAAGUACAAAGGGGCAAUCAAUGAUCAAAUGGAAGCUUCUUCUGGAACAUCGUACGGUAUUGAUCCUGGUAACAUCCACCAGAACUUCCCACUUUCCAACUUCUACAUGGAUGGUGAUGUCCACUCACAACCGAGAAAUAAUUUACCGUUUUGCCCCAAUAUUGACGGGUUAACACCCGAUCCUUUGCUCUCAAGAGGGUAUGAUUCUCAAAAAGAUCUUCAAAACUUGUUGUCUAAUUAUGGUGGUGCUCCUAGAGACAUUGAAAUUGAAACUGAGUUGUCCACUGCUGCCAUUAGUUCGCAGUCGUUUGGGGUUCCGAACAUGUCUUUUAAGCCAGGGUGCUCAAAUGAUAUUGCCAUCCCUGAUACAGGGGUUUUGAAUAAUGGCUUAUGGUCUAAUCAGACUCAACGAAUGCGAACAUAUACUAAGGUGCAAAAAUGCGGUUCAGUCGGAAGAUGCAUUGAUGUGACCCGUUACAAGGGAUAUGACGAACUCCGCAAUGAUUUGGCUCGUAUGUUCGGGAUUGAAGGGCUGCUAGAAGAUCCACUAAGGACUGACUGGAAACUAGUAUACGUAGAUCACGAAAAUGACAUCCUUCUUGUUGGCGACGACCCUUGGGAAGAAUUCGUAAACUGUGUUCAAAGCAUAAAAAUACUAUCGUCCGCCGAGGUACAACAAAUGAGCUUAGAAGGGGACUUAGGUCAUGUUCCAAUCUCCAAUCAAGCUUGUAGUGGAACAGAAAGUGGCAAUGCAUGGAGAGCACAGUAUGAUGAUAACUCGGCAGCCUCGUUUAAUCGAUAAGCGUGUCAAGUAUUUGCAUUUGUACACUACACAUUUAGGGAGAUGGAAGUCUAACUUAACCCUUUAAAAAUUUCUUCUUGCUUCUUUAUGUAACAAAUGGAAGUGAGACAUAUUCAUUUGCAAAAGAUGCAGUUCAUAUACAUAGCUGUAUCCGGUUCCACAUCAGCACACUGCUUUUUUAAUGGUGAGAGAGAAGUUUUUAGAUUCUUAGAUGUACCAAGAACAAUUCCUUUUACUAUAAAUGUUACAAAUUCUACUUUAUAACAUGCUUUCUUGUAGUAGCUGAUAGUGCUUGAUUAGGCUUUAUAUUACACAUUUUUUCCCUCCUUUUUGGAAAGUUUCAGCUGCAUUGGUUAGCUGGUGUAUAAUAUGUAUGGUUAACAAUUGUUCUAAGAUAAAGAAUGUGUUAUUUACACCUUUGUAA